Molecule: messenger RNA, 967 nt
Organism: Nematolebias whitei (Rio pearlfish)
Lineage: Eukaryota; Metazoa; Chordata; Actinopteri; Cyprinodontiformes; Rivulidae
Product: PI-PLC X domain-containing protein 1-like
Exons: 6
Coding region: 13-939 (308 amino acids)
Biological process (GO): lipid metabolic process
Molecular function (GO): phosphoric diester hydrolase activity
Source: RefSeq, a predicted model, not a curated record
AAGAUAAAAGCUAUGAGCAGCUAUGACUGGAUGUCUCAGCUGCCGGUUGAACUUCAUACCAUUCCUCUCUAUCAACUGGCCAUACCAGGAAGCCAUGAUGCAAUGAGCUACGACCUAGACAUCAACUCCAAAAUCAUAGAGCCAGCAAGGCUCACAAGAUACAGCAAGAUCUGUUGUUUGCGUAGAAUACUCCGCCGGUGGGCAGCCACUCAGGAGGUGACCAUCACAGAACAACUGAACGCAGGGGUUCGCUACUUCGAUCUGAGGAUUGCUCGCAAACCCGACGACACUAACCCCACCAGACUUUACUUCCACCAUGGACUGUACACUCGGACCGAUGUGGAGACUGGUCUGAAGAGAAUAAAUGUGUGGGCAGAGAAGCACCCGAAAGAAGUCAUCAUCUUAUCUUUAUCCCACUUCUACGGCUUUGACAAAACAAAUGAAGCAAAUCUCCACAACCACCUCAUCCAAUUUAUCAAGGACUUGUUUGGAACAAGACUUUUGCUCUCAAUGACCAACCCCACCCUGAAGAGCUGCUGGGAAAAAGGCAAAAACGUAAUUGUUUCAUACGAUCAUUCAGAACAUCAACGGCAUGCCCUGUGGCAGAGUAUAACAUAUUUCUAUGGCAACACUAUGGACCGUGCAAAAAUAAAAUCCAAACUCCAAGAUGCUUUGGAGAAGAAAAGACCCUCCGACUAUUUCUUCGUGUGUGGCUUGAAUCCGACCCUACCUCAUGAUGUCAGGAUCCUGAAGUACGUCCUCCGGCUGUGCGACAGCUUCCCUAAAGUCAUCCGAAGGGGUCUGUGGAAGCUGCUGCCGUGGGUCAACCAGCAGCACCAAAAAACUCCCAUGAACAUCGUCGCCUCCGACGUGGUGACGAGAGACGGCUUCGUCGCAACCAUCGUGAAGCUGAACUUGAAACACGCCGAGAAGAAAUGAAAAUAUGACGCUCUGCUUUAGUUUGAUU